AGAGGGGAAAGAGGAGAGAAGCCGCGGAGAAGCAGCUUUUAUGGCCACCGGUCGCCGAUCUCUGACGCAGCUCGAUCAACUCCUUCACUCCCUCAUCUUCUUCGUCUUCGCCGAUCGUUGGGGCUGAUCUUGUUGCUCCGGCUUUACAUAGAAGUCAUGGCUGAGGCAAUCGAUUUGACUGGUGAUGGAGGGGUCAUGAAGACAAUUGUGAGACGAGCAAAACCCGAUGCAGUCUCUCCUUCGGAGACCCUUCCUCUUGUUGAUGUUCGUUAUGAAGGAGUUCUUGCUGAAACUGGUGAAGUCUUUGACUCGACACAUGAAGACAAUACUCUUUUCUCCUUUGAGAUCGGAAAAGGCUCGGUGAUCAGUGCUUGGGACAUUGGACUGAGAACUAUGAAGGUUGGGGAGAUUGCUAAGAUCACAUGUAAGCCAGAAUAUGCCUAUGGCAGCACGGGUUCUCCACCUGAUAUCCCACCAGAUGCAACUCUUAUAUUUGAGGUGGAGUUAGUUGCAUGCAAGCCGUGCAAGGGCCUUACAGUGAGCGGUGUUACAGAAGACAAGGCUAGGCUUGAGGAGCUGAAGAAGCAAAGGGAGAUGGCUGCCGCGACCAAGGAGGAAGAGAAGAAGAAGAGGGAAGAAGCUAAAGCUGCGGCCGCUGCUCGCGUUCAAGCCAAGCUGGAUGCCAAGAAAGGUCAUGGGAAGGGAAAGGGUAAAGCAAAAUGAACAGCCUUAUAAGGAGUUGCUUCAUGCUUCCCCUAAACUUGGCUAGGAUCUUAACCUUGAGUUUCGUGGAAUAUAACUUAAGAUGACACUUACCAUACUUGACGGUGUGCUUGGAUUUUAUUGUAUAAGCAUCUGUAUUAUAUUUAUCAGCUUCAUUUUGAGGGAGCAAAAUUGACCAGAAAGGAGAGAGUAUGUAGCAAAUCGACUCUGAUGAAUGGCAUUUUCGUUACG
This is a messenger RNA of Rhodamnia argentea, 954 nucleotides long. RefSeq names its product peptidyl-prolyl cis-trans isomerase FKBP20-1. Gene Ontology annotation, molecular function: peptidyl-prolyl cis-trans isomerase activity. Gene Ontology annotation, cellular component: cytoplasm. Gene Ontology annotation, biological process: protein peptidyl-prolyl isomerization. The transcript has 6 exons. The coding region runs from base 157 to 723 and encodes 188 amino acids. NCBI's taxonomy places the organism in Eukaryota, Viridiplantae, Streptophyta, Magnoliopsida, Myrtales, Myrtaceae. The record is from RefSeq and is a predicted model, not a curated record.